AGGAGGGCGGCAGGGCCGAAACAAGAGGCAGAACUGGUGGCAGACAAGCGGUACAAUGUCUUCUCGGUACAGGGUGGACUAUUACCUUAAGGAGCACCGCAGAGAUGAGUUUAUUGAGUGGAUCAAGUCGCUUUUGGCUACGCCGUUUGUCUUGUAUGCGGUCAAGCCGAACUUGACGGUGACGGCGGUGCAGGACCUGAUGAUUAACUCGGAUGCGGCCCGGCGGUAUGCGGAGAUCUUCCAUGACAUUGAGAAGCUUGUGCUGGACCACAUCGAGAUGACGCGGUUGGGCACUCCGGAGCAGUCCCGCAUCGUGCAGUUGGUGCCGAGCAUUGGCACAUUUUUCACUCCGUUGCCGCUGGAGCAGGCGUUCUACAUCCAGGACCAGCGGCGGGGCAUCAGUAUGCGGCGGCUUGUGGCCCCGAGCUUCAACGAUAUCCGGUUGGUGCUCAACACGGCGCAGAUUUUGCAGUUGUCGAUGCCCUUCCAUGAGAAGGCGGACAACUCGCGGGAAAAGCUGCUAAAGCUCAUCACCUUCGACGGGGACAUCACCUUGUACGACGACGGGAAGAAUUUCGACCCGAAGUCGCCGCUGCUCGAGCAUAUGUUGACGCUUCUGCGGAAAGACAUCAUUGUCGGAAUCGUCACCGCGGCCGGGUACCGGGACGCUGCCCGCUACCACGAGCGGCUUGCCGGUCUUGUAGAGGGAGUUCACGGCUCGGACUUGACCACGACGCAGAAGCAGAACCUUCUUGUGAUGGGCGGCGAGGCAAACUUCUUGUUCCGAUACAAGGACGACAUCGAGGGGUUGGAAUUCCAGGAAGAGGAGUCGUGGCUGUUGCCGGACAUGAAGAAAUGGAAGCAGAGCGACAUCCAAACGGUCCUCGACUUUGCACAGGAGAACUUGGACAACCUCGUGCACAAGCUCUCGCUUCCUGCAACGACGAUCCGCAAGGAGCGUGCGGUCGGACUGGUCGCCCUGCCAGGCGCCAAUUUGAUCCGGGAGCAGCUCGAGGAGGUCGUGCUCAGGGUCGACCACAACCUCCGCCAGUUCCAGCCGGCGAAAAACAUCAAGUGGUGUGCUUUUAACGGCGGCAGUGACAUCUGGGUCGACGUUGGCGACAAGAGUCUCGGCGUCCAGGUCCUCCAGCAGUUUCUCCAGCGCAACGACGGCCAGCGCAUCGGCCCGCAAAACACUCUACACGUCGGCGACCAGUUCAACGCGUUGGGCUCCAACGACUACGCCAGCCGAACGGCAGCGGCAACCGCUUGGAUUUCCAGCCCGGGGGAGACGUGUGCCUUGCUCAAGGACUUGAUUUGUUUCAUUGAUGAAUGGGCCUCCUACUGAAUCAUUGAUAGAUAAGAACCCGCUUAUGUAAAAAAAGAGAAAAAGACAUUAUGUAAUCUAGCAUACACUGCGCUAAUGUAGAUUGUGCAUCCAAAUAGGUACUCACUCA
This is a messenger RNA of Pichia membranifaciens NRRL Y-2026, 1457 nucleotides long. RefSeq lists its product as hypothetical. NCBI's taxonomy places the organism in Eukaryota, Fungi, Ascomycota, Pichiomycetes, Pichiales, Pichiaceae. The record is from RefSeq and is a predicted model, not a curated record. Gene Ontology annotation, molecular function: magnesium ion binding. Bases 56 to 1348 code for a protein of 430 amino acids. Gene Ontology annotation, biological process: nicotinic acid riboside biosynthetic process; nucleotide metabolic process; nicotinamide riboside biosynthetic process. The transcript has a single exon.